AUAUUUACCCCCAAAUUUUGCGGGAUAUUGAACUAUAACAGCAUUGUCAACACUCCGAAGUCGGAUUAAUUGGUGACCAGGCUGCAGGGUCCUUGAAGAUGUCUUCAUUAGUAGCCUAUGACGACUCAGACUCAGAGGACGAUUCCUUGGAUCAAAAGGAGGAAGGAACAUCAGCUUCUGUCCAAACUGUGUCUUGUGAGCAAAACCAAGAAAGUGCAGGAUGUUCUGACUUUGAAGUAAUGUCCAGCUCUGCGAGUUUAGCCUCUGAUCAGGCAGUUUUGGGAUAUCAUGGAUGUACCUCAGGAAGAAGCAGUUCUUUGUUGCAUCUUUAUUCUCAACCACAAAGCCAAACAGACUUGGAAAGAGAAUAUUGUAGUGAAAGUAAAGACAAGAUUGCUAGAGACAGUGCAGCUUUUUGUAGUUUACCUGUGACUCAGGAGGAGAUUGCACCCCUGCAGGCACCUUCUUGCAUUCCAAAAAGCUUCAGCAAUGGGUCUAACCCAACAAAAAGACAACUGUCUGGUGUCAGACCAUACAUCCCUAAGAGACAGAGACUUGCCACUUCGGUAGAGACGACAGACCCAAAGUACCCAUCAGUGCAAGUACUGGGGAGUCAGAGCAAGGAAAGUAAGAUUUUCUCUGAUGUGUCAGCUAGAGUGAAGCCCUAUCUUGCUGAAAAGCCCAGAGCAGCAGGAAUUCCCAGGAGGGUUCUAAUGAGCCUGGGUGGACACCAGGGCCCAGUCAACACAGUGCAGUGGUGUCCUGUCCCUCAUGUGAGUCACCUGCUGCUGUCUGCCUCCAUGGACAAGACUUUCAAGGUGUGGGAUGGAGCAGAGAGUGGACGAUGCCUCAGGGUUUACACCUGCCACUCGGGAGCUGUGCGCGAUGCCUGUUGGACCCCCUCUGGGCGACAGCUCCUCACCGGCUCAUUUGACAACAUGGCUGUGAUCACUGACGUGGAGACGGGGCAGCAGGCAGUGAAAUUGGACAACCAAUUCAAAGUGAUGUGUGUAGCCGUGCACCCCAGCAGCCCUGAAGUAUUCCUGUGUGGAGGUUACAGUUCACUGGUGAAGGCCUGGGACUCACGCAGUGCCAAGGUUGUGAAAGUGUACAAAGCAGGUAUCCAGCAGACUUUGGACAUCCUGUUUUUGAGAGGUGGACUGGAUUUCAUAACAAGCUCAGACUGUGUUAGCAGAGACUCUGCAGACCGUACCCUCAUCGCCUGGGACUAUCAGACCACAGCUAAAGUCUCCAACCAGAUCUACCAUGAGCGUUACACAUGCCCGAGCCUGGCUCUUCAUCCGCUUGAGGAGUCCUUUGUCGCUCAGACCAAUGGGAACUACAUGGCAGUGUUCUCUUCUCAAAAGCCCUACAAAAUGAACAAGAGGCGACGAUUUGAGGGACAGAAGGUGGAAGGAUAUGCUGUACAGUGUGAGUUUUCUAUGGAUGGAACUAUACUGGCCUCAGGUAGCUCCACUGGCUGUGCUCACUUCUUUGACUACCACAAUGCUUAUAUGCUGCACACACUCCAGGCCCACAGCCAGCCUUGUCUGUGUGUUUCUCAGCAUCCCAUCCUACCUGCAACUGUGGCCACCUGCGACUGGACGGGUGAGAUCAAGAUCUGGCACUGACAGCUGGGUGUGUGGAGACGUGAAUAUAGAUUAAAAUACAGUUGCAGGCGGGCCAGAGAAUAAUACUGAUAAGCUCAAAAUGUUUGCACAAACUCUGUCUCUAAUCAUUUUUUUUACAUGUAAUGAUAAGAACUUUGCACAAAAGUGCUUGAAGCCAGCAGACAGAGCCAAGUGAUGUCUUUUCAAAGCAUCUUUUUACACUGUGUAUCCUGUAAAGCUCUUUUUUUUUUUUACUUUCUCAGUUAUUCUUAUUAUCUGAAUUUGUCUGUCAGCAUGUUAUUUAUGAUUCACUGAUAUGUUCACAUCAUUUUAAUCCUGUCAAGAUAGUUUAAGUUUUAUUUGAAGUGGUAGAUAGUGGGGAAAGUGGCAUGUGUGCACACAUACACACACAACACAACAACAAUCUUAAUGCUUUUACAGUUGCCUGUCUGCUCCAAAUUUAAAUGGGGAUGUUAUCAUUAUUUCAUUCUAAAAGGUUUUGUCAAAACAAAAGGAAAAAAAAAAUGUAAUCAUGAAAUGCAUUUUUUUUUCAUACACACCAUUGUCCUUUUGUCUCCCUGGCACUUAAAUAACAAUUCCUUCACAAUUCCAGAUUAAAAUAUCACACGGAGGCAGCCAAAGCCCUGAAAAUUAGGCUGUCAUCUGUCAAAGGAUUGUCAAGUCCUGCCAGGCGACAACAGAACACUGAAGCACAUGGAUAGAAACUUCUGAUAUUUAUUCAGUAAGCAAUGGAAAUAUCUUCAAAAACACAACAUUGCUGUUUUCUGCACACAGUGGAGUUUUGCCAUUUUUAGUUAUUUGCAUUUUCUUAUUUACAUUUAUAGUUUGGUAUAGUUAGAUUAAAAAUUAAGGAAUUUAAGCUGUAAUGUCUAAAAACUACCUCCAACAAGUAGUCCGCUAAAGGUAAAUCUGCACAUGCACACAUCAGUUCUCAUACAAUUCAAAAUUCAGAAAGUUUGAUUGGUUGCUAAGUUAGUAUGCAUCAGUUCACACAAAGUCAGUUCAUGGGAAUUUUAAACAUGUUAAAACAAACGAAUAAAGUAUGUAAAAUAAUAUUCCCUGAGAUCUUCAAUGUAUUUCCAAACACCCAUCUUUAUUAGGUAAAUAAACAUACAGCAAAAAUAUAUAACCAUGCAUCAGACAAACAUGUUGACAUUUAGACGGUUGGUCCUGGAACAGGGCUGGAGGUAGGACAGGACAGAACCACUUUAGCUUCUUCAUUCAGGGUCAAAACAUUCAAUAAAUAUAACAUCAACUGAAACUAGAUAAAAAUAGACAGUGUAAUAACUAUAUAUGUAGCAUCUCUUUUAUACACAUCCACAAGAAAAAUAUCAAUCCUUCUGUACAGUCAUGAAAUUUAAUUUCAAACAUUUUCCAUCCUGUUGAUACCUCAGCAAACCAAAUGAACAUAUAGUAUGAUUGAAGACUUUAUGUGGCCUGUGGUGUACACUUCAUGAACAUGACAGGGUCAAAACGUUGAAAACAGCUUUGUGUCAGUUAUUAGAUUUGCAGGAAUUGGAGAGG
Melanotaenia boesemani (Boeseman's rainbowfish) is the source of this 3155-nucleotide messenger RNA. RefSeq names its product WD repeat domain 25 (gene wdr25). Bases 99 to 1631 code for a protein of 510 amino acids. Gene Ontology annotation, molecular function: protein binding. The record is from RefSeq and is a predicted model, not a curated record. The transcript has 7 exons. NCBI's taxonomy places the organism in Eukaryota, Metazoa, Chordata, Actinopteri, Atheriniformes, Melanotaeniidae.